This is a messenger RNA of Miscanthus lutarioriparius, 1023 nucleotides long. Lineage: Eukaryota; Viridiplantae; Streptophyta; Magnoliopsida; Poales; Poaceae. The record is from the annotation of a GenBank genome assembly.
AUGGCCGUGCGGUCCCGGCCUCGCCGCUCCGCCUACAACCUUUACCACCUCCGCCUCCCUCGGCUCCUCUUCCUCCUCCCGCUCGCUCUCCUUCUCAUCCUCUUCCUCGCGCACCUUCCCGCGCUCCUCCGCGGCGCCAACGCACACGGCCGCCAGUGCCUGCCAGCCGCUACCGACCGCCUCCUCCCCUUCCCCCACCCCAUCGGGGAUCCCCGCCUCAGCCUCGCCAUAGUCACCCUCGCCGACGAGGACGCCGGCAGGCCGGGCGGGCGGCGGUCCUUCCGCGGCGUGCUGGCGGCAUCCGCGCGGAACAAGCGCGCCUAUGCCGCGGCCCACGGGUAUGGCCUCGUCGCGCUCCCCGCGUCCGCCGUCGACCCCAGCCGCCCGCCCAGCUGGAGCAAGGUCCUCGCGCUCCGCACCCACCUCCGCCACCACCACUGGCUCUUCUGGAAUGACGCGGACACGCUGGUUACUAACCCGGAUAUCCCGCUGGAGAGGAUUUUAUUCUCAGUGAUCGGACAUAAUGAUUUUGAUGAGUCACCUGAUCUUGUUCUGACAGAGGAUUUCGGUGGUGUGAAUGCUGGAGUUUUCUUCAUAAGGAGGUCAAAAUGGAGUGAGAGGUUUUUGGAUACAUGGUGGAACCAGACAUCGUUUAUACAGUUUGGUUCCACGAGAAGUGGAGAUAAUGCAGCACUCAAGCAUCUCAUAGAUCACUUAUCAGCUGAAGAAAUGCAAGAGCAUGUUCGGAUAGCAAAAAUGCAGUGCCUCUUCAAUUCCUACCCAUGGACUCUUACGUUGAAAUCGGUGCACCGCCUGAUCUUCCACCUGCCCACUACAUGGAAAGGGGUUUAUUCAGAUGGAGACUUUAUGGUUCAUUUUGCUGGUCUGGAUGACAAGCAAGGGCAUCAAGAUGCUGUGGUCAAAAGUCAAAACUCUGCCAUGUCAGAUCUACCCAGGGUGUGUUCACUUCCUGUUGCUACUGUUAAACCAUCAUUAUCCAAACAGAACAGAACCUUCAUAUAA